AUGAACAGAGAGGCGUUAUCGACAGCCCACAACAAGUUACGCAGUUCAAUUUUCAAUUUCAGGAGUGGAGGAUUAUCCGCACAUAUCGCUCAGAAAAAUAUUAUCACCCGCUAUAAUGUCGAGACACGUCGUCACUAUAGCUGGCGGAAUCAGGUGAUGCUGUUUUCGUCAGAAACAGCCGCCAAGAAACCAGCCACAGGCCCAUUGUUCGAUCACCACAACAAUACGUUUAGAAGCACCACAAGCCAAGGAAAGUAUGGGUCCACGGAAGUGCUGAAUGGUGAGUUAAUUUCGGAUACCAUACCUUCGGUUCCCUUGACAUACGAUUUGCUGAACGAGCACAGUUGCCAAUUUGUCUCGGAAAAGUCUCCUGUGGUCAUCUUGCAUGGUCUUUUCGGCAAUAAAUUGAACAACCGGAGUAUUGGCAGAGAGCUCAAUGAGCUGUUGGCCAGAGACGUGUACUUGCCGGAUUUGAGGAACCAUGGCGGAUCGCCCCACAUUGGCAGACACGAUUACAUUUCGAUGGCAUUGGACGUGGAGAGGUUCAUCCAAGAGGUCGUCAUGAAGGCCCCUGGUGCAAAGAAACCCAUAAUCAUCGGCCACUCCAUGGGCGCGAAAGCUGCGAUGAGCGUUGUGCUAAGGAAACCCGAUCUGUGCUCUAUGCUCGUCAGCAUUGACAACGCCCCCGUUGCAACGCCACCGCUAAACGCCUUCCCACGCUAUACGAAGAAGCUGCUACAGAUAAUCAACGAGCCACAGAUCGAAACAGUGAAGCAGGUCGACGACGCGCUCAAGGACGUCGAGGACAGUCCUGUCGUACGGCAAUUUCUCAUCACGGUUCUGCAGAGAAGCAAGAACAAGGACACCGGUAAGUGGGGAUUCACUUCGAAGAUACCAUUGGGAAUUCUGAAUGACGCCAUCGUCAAGGGAAAUGUGUCGAACUGGGAGUUCAACCCCUGGGUGCACAGAUACUGCGGCCCUGCCUUAUUUAUCAGGGGUACGAAAUCGCACUACGUUGCCGAUGAACAUUUGCCCGACGUCGCCAAUUUUUUCCCAAACUUUGAAGUCAGAGAUAUCGAUGCAGGUCAUUGGGUCAACUCUGAAAAGCCAAAGGAGUGUGUCCGUGACAUUGUUGAAUUUGUCGAGAGACACGAGGACGAGCUAGUUUCCCCAUCGUUCAGGUUCCAAGGUUGA
Zygotorulaspora mrakii is the source of this 1194-nucleotide messenger RNA. It is a transcript of the gene IMO32, whose product is annotated as Imo32p. The coding region runs from base 1 to 1194 and encodes 397 amino acids. The record is from RefSeq and is a predicted model, not a curated record. NCBI's taxonomy places the organism in Eukaryota, Fungi, Ascomycota, Saccharomycetes, Saccharomycetales, Saccharomycetaceae. The transcript has a single exon. Gene Ontology annotation, cellular component: mitochondrion.